This is a messenger RNA of Musa acuminata AAA Group (dessert banana), 1163 nucleotides long. RefSeq names its product translocon-associated protein subunit alpha. The transcript has 8 exons. The record is from RefSeq and is a predicted model, not a curated record. Gene Ontology annotation, cellular component: endoplasmic reticulum membrane; endoplasmic reticulum. NCBI's taxonomy places the organism in Eukaryota, Viridiplantae, Streptophyta, Magnoliopsida, Zingiberales, Musaceae. Bases 129 to 890 code for a protein of 253 amino acids.
UAUGAUCGUAAGGGAGGGUGCUUCUUAGUCUGGCAUCUGUUCAGACCUCUCGCAUCGCUCUCUUCUCGAGUCUCCAUCGAACGGCUGCGGCCCGAUUCCUCGAUCGCCCCUCUCUCUCGCCGUUAGUCAUGGCGAUUAGGGUUUGCUCGUUCCUGAUCGCGCUUCUCCUCCUCGCGUCUCCGCUCGUCCAAGUUGCUAGAUGCCAGUCAGAUGAGGAUGUUGCCACAGCGGAAGUUGUUGAAGGAAGCGAUCUUGGCAUAGUUGGUGAUGACACUCAAGUUUUUGAUGGAGCUCUGGAUCCAGCUCCUGGAAUAGAUACGGUCUGUGUAUUCCCAAAGAACGUCGCUAAAUUAGUACCAGCAGGAGAAGAAACUGAACUACUGGUUGGCUUACAUAAUGAGGGUGAAGCAGUUUUAAAAGUGGUUGCUAUACAUGCUAGCCUUCAUCUCCCGUUUGACCAUCACAUGUUUGUGCAGAAUCUUACUGUGCAGGAGUUCUAUAAUGCAACAGUACCUGUUUCUACUCAAGCUACCUUCCCAUAUGUAUUUGCUGUUAGCAGAUACUUGCAGCCUGGCUCUUUUGAUUUAGUGGGAACGGUAGUCUAUGAGAUUGAUCAGCAACCAUAUCAGAAUUGUUUCUAUAAUGGCACCAUUGAAGUUGUAGAAGCUGGAGGUCUUUUAACCAUUGAGUCAGUUUUUCUUCUGACCCUUGGAGUCGCUCUGAUUGGUCUUUUGGGAUUCUGGGCAUAUGGUCAAAUUCAACAGUUAUCAAAGAAGACAAAGAGAUCUCCGAAGGUGGAAGUAGGCACCAAAACCACAGAUGCCGACAUGGAUGAGUGGUUGCAGGGAACUGCUUAUGCGCAGUCAUUGUCAAAAUCAAAGAAAAAGUAGAUUGAGGUAUUCUUCUUGGUAGUGUAUCUUUCUGGGGGGAGCAAGACGAGGCAGCUUAUCUGACAAGUUGUAGAUUCCGGGUUCAGUAAAAAAAAUCUGGACGUACUUCUUACUUCAGUUAGACGAGGCAGCUUACCUUUAAUAAUUUUUUUGGUGACAUCUGAUCCUCCUCUGCCAUACAAGAACAUAUUUCGAAACCUCAAUUUUGACUGGGUUAAUUUUGUACACUUUUGAUAUUAUUGCUUUUGCUAUAGAAACAAAUUAUUCCAAUUA